AUGUACUACGAAAACCUAUUGAAGAACCAGCAUAGUCUGCUCUAUUCGAAAGAACGUGAGGUUGUCCACCUUAAAGAUCAACUUCAACAGAAGGAUUUGGAGACUGGCGUCACUGUUCAGUUCCAAAUGUCUGAGCAGGCACACAAUCUCUUAUUGGAGGACGAAUUGGCUGAAAGGAAUCUCCGGCUUUCGAGGGAAAUUAACAUUGUCCACCAGAAGAAUAUUCGCCUGCAGCAGAUGAUGUGUCGCUUGAAGUCUCUGGCCGCCUGGGAGCAUACUGCUCUCCGAUGCGUUUAUGAAAAACAGUUGAAAGCAGUCGAGGACCAGCGCAACAAGAGCAAAUCUCAGGUCACGCGCUUGGGUAUGCUGUCUGAACAACGGGUACGAAUGCUCAACGAAGAGAUGAGCAAACUUCGCGAAUAUCUGGGAUCAACUGAAAAGGAACUUAAUGAUUUGCGACGUCUGCUCGACAAAGAGCUUAAAGACAAAAUCGAGAAGCGAAAUGCCGCGGAGCGCAAGGCAGCCACUGACAAGCAAAUGGCAACCAUUAAGCAAAUGCAUAUUGACCAACUGAUGCUCGAUAUUGCAGAGAAGGAUAAGACGAUUAAGGCAAUGCAAGAGGAGUUAGAACAACACGCAAGAACCAAGAAGCAGCAAGCAGACAAGUCACUGCGCGACGUAGAUACGCUCAAGAAGCGGCUACAGGAUGAGAAGAAACUAAAGAAGAUUGCAAUCCACAAAGUUGACGACCUCUUGUCUCAGGUAAACGAUCCCAGUGCUAUGUCAGUCGUUUAA
Dibothriocephalus latus is the source of this 795-nucleotide messenger RNA. NCBI's taxonomy places the organism in Eukaryota, Metazoa, Platyhelminthes, Cestoda, Diphyllobothriidea, Diphyllobothriidae. The record is from the annotation of a GenBank genome assembly.